CCGGCACCUGACCCCUUCCCAUCAUGCCCCUGCUGCCCUUAUCGACAUGGCGUCGCUCACCCGCUACUGACGCUGCUGCUUGUGUUGGGAGUAAUUCUCAAACCUACUGAGUCUCUGCGGGGGAGGUGGGAUUGUGUUCAACACCUCGGCCAUCUUCUAGAUCUCACGGAUUCUAUUGGCGAAUCAAAGUUCUGGGGAGGAUCCUCUUUAAGUUAAAACCACAGCUUAGCUAGUUGCUGAAUGCUGGUAAACAGAGUGCUCAGAUACUUUGUUCCUCGCACUUUGAGUGUCACUUGGAUGGUGACAAGGAGAGCAGUGCAGACAGAGUCUCAGUUUCGUGUAACUGCAGGGAGCAGCUCCAUGAUGGAAACCGGAGAGGAAGUGCACGCGGAGCCAAACCCGAUGUGCACCAGCAAAGGCAGUGGGCAGUGUCAAAACGUCAGCCUUUUGGAGGCUGCUGAAGACUGUUUACCAAAUAGCACAACUCCUCCGGGAACGACAAACACAGAGACUGUUAUAAAUGAGGGGAAGGCGAAAAUUAUUUUCCCCAGUGCGAAUGAAGUGUUUUAUAACCCUGUGCAAGAGUUUAACCGUGACCUCACGUGUGCUGUCAUGACCGAGUUUGCCCGACAGCAGUUGCUGUCCAAGGGGAUUCAAGUGCGAAUCCCCGGAGAGGAGGAAAGGCAGCAAAUCGUUGUCAACUUGAUGGAGAAUGAAACUGCUGGAACUGCAGCAGGAUCGGGAGAUGCUUCAGUGUUAAAGAGAACGGCCACUAUCGGGGAGAAAUGUGAGGAUGGGAUUCGAGUUCUAGAGGGAUUGGCAGCAUCUGGACUUCGCUCAAUCCGAUUUGCCAAGGAAGUUCCCGGAAUUCACAGUAUUGUGGCAAAUGAUUUUUCCGAGAAAGCGGUGGCGCUGAUGAAGAGAAAUGUUGAGCUGAAUGGAGUACAGCACUUAGUAACGGCCAGCUUUGCAGAUGCAAGCAUGCUCAUGUACGGGUCCAGGAGGAGGCAGGACCGGUUUGAUGUGAUUGACCUGGAUCCAUAUGGAAGUCCUUCGCAGUUCAUUGACGCGGCUGUUCAAGCAGUGAGCGAAGGAGGGCUUCUCUGUGUGACGUGUACUGAUAUGGCAGUAAUGGCUGGGAACAGUGGGGAGACCUGUUACAGCAAGUAUGGAGCCAUGUCACUGAAGUCAAAGUUCUGUCACGAAAUGGCUUUGCGCAUCAUCCUACACAAUUUGGAUCUUCGUGCAAACUGCUACCAGCGAUACAUUGUUCCUCUCCUCUCUGUCAGUGUGGACUUCUACAUUAGAGUGUUUGUCCAGGUCUUCACAGGACAGGCUAAGGUGAAAGCAUCUGCCAGUAAACAGGCUCUGAUAUAUCACUGUGUGGGCUGCGGCACCUUCCACGUUCAGAGGAUGGGCAAAAUGAUCAGCCAUGGUAACAACUACAAAUACACAGCGAGCUCAGGACCACCUGUGGGAGCAGCGUGUGAGCAUUGUUGCCAGAGGCAUCUGCUUGGUGGCCCAAUCUGGGCUGAGCAAAUCCACGACCAAGACUUUGUAGAGAGAGUUCUCAAAUCAGUUGAACAAAACCCGAAGCGGUUCAAGACGUCCGAUAGGAUCCUGGGUAUCCUCAGCAUGGCCAAGGAGGAGUUGCCAGACUGCCCUUUAUACUACACCAUGGACCACCUGAGCAGUAUCAUCCGCUGUAAUACCCCAUCACUCCUACAGAUGAGGUCUGCUUUGCUGCACGCUGGUUAUCGAGUGUCUCUUUCACAUGCUUCCCAAAAGGCUGUUAAAACUGAUGCACCACCUUCGGUGAUCUGGGAUAUCAUGAGGUGCUGGGAGAAAAUCCACCCAGUGAAACGAGAGAAACUGUCUGAAAGCUGUCCUGCCUUUCGAAUCCUCGGCAAAGAGCCUGUUCUGCAGGCUUGCUUUGAUAUCCGGGAAGAUGCAAAUCCCAAAUCUAGGAAGCAAGGCCUAAAAAGAUUCCAGGAAAACCCGGAAGCCAACUGGGGACCAAAGGCGAGGGCUAAAGUUGGUGGAGGAAUUUCACAAACUUUGGAAGAGAAAAGGAAACGGCUGCAGAAUAAGCGGAAGCUGAAACUGAGCGAUCCAGAUUCUGGGAAGACUAUCCCCUGUAAAAUAUUCCGAGAGGGAUACUAUGCCUCUGGAGAGGAGUGUCAGCAGGAAGCAACCACCACGAGAACUGACCAAUAGGCAUCAGAAGUGCAGUUUUCUGUGUCACUAGUCACAUUGCAAAUACCGAACUCCUGAAAGCAAAUAACAACCCACCAGAGAGUGAUGGCAGGAUCCAAAUGUAAAGUGUAAGAUUUGACAUGCAUAUUUUAUAAUUAAACUGCAUUUUUAAAGAA
Messenger RNA from Rhincodon typus (whale shark), 2372 nucleotides. It is a transcript of the gene trmt1, whose product is annotated as tRNA methyltransferase 1. NCBI's taxonomy places the organism in Eukaryota, Metazoa, Chordata, Chondrichthyes, Orectolobiformes, Rhincodontidae. Bases 241 to 2217 code for a protein of 658 amino acids. Gene Ontology annotation, cellular component: nucleus. Gene Ontology annotation, molecular function: RNA binding. The record is from RefSeq and is a predicted model, not a curated record. Gene Ontology annotation, biological process: tRNA N2-guanine methylation. The transcript is spliced from 18 exons.